AUGAAGAAGUCUCGGAAGAAACGACGGAAGCAAGGAGAUGCGUCCGAAGAAAUCCGGGAAGCUCGGGCAGAGCAGAGACGAGAGCCGAAAGACAACUCGCCGCCUGCUAAUCAAAAGGUACCGGAUAAGCCGCAAGCCUGGCAGAAGGUGACGAAGGACAGAAAGCCGAAAAAAGCGUCUCGGCCUAAAACUCGUUCAGAUGCGUUGCUCUUCACAGCAAAGGAGGGGAAAAGCUACACUGCGAUCCUCCGCAAGGUGAAACAGGAGGUUGGCGACUCUGGAGACUGCUCGGACAAGAUACGCCGGACGAAAACUGGCGCACUCCUCAUUGUUCUGAACAAGAACAGCUCUGGAAGUGCAUUUUGUCUACAAGCGACCAUAGCGGACGUCAUCACGGAUGAUGCAGAGUUAGUAGUGAGCAACGUUCCAGAAGUGGAAAUGGAAAUAAAAGACUUGGACGAGAUCACCAUGAAAGAGGACAUCUGGGAAGCUAUCCAGAAGCAAGAUGAUGUAAAUUGCAACAUCUCCAUGAGCACCAUCAAGUCUCUCCGAAAGGCCUAUGUAGGAACGCAAAGAGCGAUCAUCAGAGUCACCACAGACGUGGCCUCGAAGUUGGAAAAGAAAGGCAAGAUACGGAUAGGUGUGGUCAACUGCCGCAUUAGCGCCACGAAGAGGCCGAUAAAGUGCUUCAAAUGCUGGCGCUACGGCCAUCUCGCCACUCAAUGCAAAAGCGAAGUUGAUAGAUCAAAUCUGUGUCAGAUGUGCUGA
Messenger RNA from Diachasma alloeum, 768 nucleotides. RefSeq lists its product as uncharacterized. The record is from RefSeq and is a predicted model, not a curated record. Gene Ontology annotation, molecular function: nucleic acid binding; zinc ion binding. The transcript has a single exon. Bases 1 to 768 code for a protein of 255 amino acids. Lineage: Eukaryota; Metazoa; Arthropoda; Insecta; Hymenoptera; Braconidae.